AUGUUGUUAACAGAUGCUCCACAUAUUCUGUCACAUGUGAUUUCGUCGGUCGCUACUGAAGAAGAUACAUUUCAUCAGCCAUUUCUUCAUAUGUCUAGAGAAAAUGCUCGUACUGUUGCGGAUGUUCAUGGGCGUAUGGAAGAAGAAUGUGAAACAGUGAAUAAUAUGACAGAUGGUGAUUUUGAUUUUAAUCAUGGUUUAGCUUAUUGA
Rotaria sp. Silwood2 is the source of this 210-nucleotide messenger RNA. NCBI's taxonomy places the organism in Eukaryota, Metazoa, Rotifera, Eurotatoria, Philodinida, Philodinidae. The record is from the annotation of a GenBank genome assembly.